Molecule: messenger RNA, 5197 nt
Organism: Lates calcarifer (barramundi perch)
Lineage: Eukaryota; Metazoa; Chordata; Actinopteri; Centropomidae
Gene: ksr1a
Product: kinase suppressor of ras 1a
Exons: 21
Coding region: 397-3348 (983 amino acids)
Biological process (GO): protein phosphorylation
Molecular function (GO): ATP binding; protein kinase activity
Source: RefSeq, a predicted model, not a curated record
GACCGCACCGCGCCCCAUGAUGUUCCCAACAGCUGACAGACGGUGAAAAGCCUCUGCCGGAGCUGUCGGUGGAGUAUCCUCUCGUCGGUAGCCAGAAACGAACUGAAAAUACCAAGCCGAGCGUUAUCGGACUGAACGGCUUCGCAAACCCCGGGGCUGACCAUCGAGCGUCUUGUUUUGUUAAAAGGGGUGAAGCGAGAGAGAGAGAAAAAACAACUACAACAUUUAGUUGUUUUCUUUUUUUUUAAUCCUGACUUUUCCAGAUUGGGAUCUGGGGGACAUUUGGUGUCAGCUAACUUCCACAAUAGGUCGCUGCGUCGCUGGACGGCUGCAUAUGUUUUAUUUGAGCUUAACGGUUUGACUCCAGCCCUUCCAAGCCGUGCCCAAUGCUGAGGAAUGGAUAGUGUGUCUGUUAAAGGUGGGAAGAUGGUCGAGAGUGAUGAUCAGCCGGAGAGGGAUAGUGGCGGUGGCGCAGCGAUGGCCGCACUACAUCAAUGCGAACUCAUCCAGAAUAUGAUUGAUAUCUCCAUCUCCAGUUUACAGGGGCUACGGACCAAAUGCGCCGCGUCCAACGACCUCACGCAACAAGAAAUACGCACUUUAGAGGUGAAGCUGAUGAAAUACAUCUGUAAACAGCUGCAGUGCAAGCAGAAAGUGCCAGAGACAGAAAGGCCCGAGGCCCUGGACAGCUACCCACACCUACGAGAUUGGCUACGCACCAUCAACCUGCGACCGGAGCUCAUCGAGGCAGUGGAAGCAAAGUUGUCCCUGGAUGCCUUACUGCAGAUGACAGGUGCUCAGGUGAGGGACACAAUGCGAAGACUAGGGUCCAGUUCAGAGGAAUGUGCCAGGCUCAGUGCUGCCCUCUCCUGUCUGAAGAGUGCAACUGAAUCAGGAGGUGAGCUGAGGGAAGACAGCAGUCCCUGGCUGUCUGAGCCCACCAGAAGGGACAGCGGCUCCCUACUGACUGCGGACCAGCUAUCUGGCCUGGGGACUCCACUCCGCCCCCACAGUCCCUCGCCUCUAGCCCGCCCAUCCACCAUCCAGUCCACCCCAUCCACGCCCUCUGCGACCUUCCCCCAUCCCCGCUCGGGCUCGGUGUCGGCGGUGCCCACGCCCGAGGCGCUGGCGUCGCACAUCCACGGGGAAAGCCCCCUCACGGAUCCAUUCCCCAUGUCCUUAGCUCGCACGGCCCGGCUCCACGGCCACACUUCCACACCGCCCAUAACUCCACCCUCGAAGAGGCGUCACCGACUGAAGCCCCCCUGCACCCCUCCCCCUCCCUCCCGCAAAGUGCUGCAUCUGCUUCCCAACAUCACCCUGACGCGCAGCAAAAGCCACGAGUCCCAGCUGGGCAACCGCAUCGAAGACCCUCCCACCAACAAAUGUGUUAGAAAGAAUAAGUUGUUCCUAAAUAUGCAAGUCAACGGGAACGGAUGCGAGGACCUGCCUUCUCGCUACCCCGCCAUGUCUGCGCGUACCCCAGGAGUAACCCCAGCUGCCACCACAGCACCUUACACCCUGCCUGGCACGCCCACCCUGUUGGAAGAGCACAGCACCAUUAAGAAUAACGUAGCAGUGCAUCGCAGCUCCCCACAAGCAGUGAGGAGGGACAUAGGUCUAGCGGUCACACACAGGUUUUCGACCAAGUCCUGGCUGUCCCAGACAUGUCAGGUGUGCCAGAAGAACAUGAUGUUUGGGGUUAAGUGCAAACACUGUCGGUUAAAGUGCCACAACAAAUGCACGAAGGAAGCUCCAUCCUGCAGAAUCUCCUUUCUACCAAUUGCCAAAAUUCGGAGAACAGAGUCCGUUCCAUCUGAUAUAAACAACCCUGUGGACCGGCCGCCAGAAGCGCCGCAGUUUGGCACGCUACCAAAGGCCAUAACAAAAAAGGACCAUCCUCCAGUGCUGAACCAGCUGGACUCCAGCAGCAAUCCGUCCUCCACCACUUCUUCCACACCUUCCUCCCCAGCGCCAUUCCAGCAGAGCAACCCCCCCAGCGCCACUCCACCACCCAACCCCUCACCCAAAGGUCACCGGGACAGCCGCUUCAACUUCCCAGCUGCCUGUUACUUUCAGCAUAGACAGCAGUUUAUCUUCCCCGAUGUCUCCAGUCCUGCUAAUUUGCACUCUGAUGUCCUACAAGACACUGUGAGUGAGAUAGAGCAAUCAGCAGAUGACAUACAUGCAGAACUGGUAGAGGAUGAAGACGAAGAGGAAGGGGAGGAGGAAAUCGAGGUCGAAGAUGAAGAUCCAGAGGCAGAGGAGGAGAAUGAGGAGGACGAUGAGGAGAACGAGGAUGAGGGAGAGGAUGAGGACGACGGGGAGGAGAUCAGGAUGAACGUGGGCUCCGACGGGGAGCUGGAUGGCGAUGAGUUGGACGAUCUGCCCAGUUCUCGGGGGAACCAGUGGAAGGGCCCCAUCUCCCGCAAGGCGAGUCAGACCAGCGUCUACCUUCAGGAGUGGGACAUCCCCUUUGAGCAGCUGGACCUCGGAGAACUCAUAGGCAAGGGACGCUGGGGCAAAGUACAUAAGGGCCGGUGGCACGGCGAGGUCGCCAUCAGACUCCUGGAGAUCGACGGGAACAACCAGGACCAUCUGAAGCUCUUUAAAAAGGAGGUGAUGAACUACAGACAGACCAGGCAUGAGAAUGUGGUCCUCUUCAUGGGGGCCUGCAUGGCUCCACCCCACCUAGCCAUCAUCACCAGUUUCUGUAAAGGGAGGACACUGUACUCAGUUGUUAGAGACACUAAAAACACUUUGGAUAUUAACAAGACGAGACAAAUUGCUCAGGAGAUUGUAAAGGGAAUGGGCUACCUGCACGCUAAAGGCAUCGUUCACAAAGAUCUGAAGUCAAAGAACGUUUUUCACGACACCAAUAAAGUGGUGAUCACCGACUUCGGGCUGUUUGGGAUCUCUGGAGUUGUUCAGGAGGGGAGGCGUGAGAAUAAACUAAAACUCCCACACGGCUGGAUUUGUUAUCUCGCACCAGAGAUUGUGCGCAGGAUGAGCCCAGGUAACAAUGAGGACCGCCUCCCUUUCUCCACUGCAGCAGAUGUGUAUGCUUUUGGCACCAUUUGGUAUGAGCUUCAAGCUAGGGACUGGCCAAUCACGAACCAGCCUGUGGAAGCUACCAUCUGGCAGGUGGGGAGCGGAGAGGGCAUAAAGAAGGUCUUGGCCGAGAUCAGCCUGGGCAAGGAGGUCACUGAGAUCCUCUCUGCCUGCUGGGCAUACGACCUGAGAGACAGGCCGACCUUCACCCAGCUGGCCGACAUGCUGGAGAAGCUGCCCAAACUCAACCGCAGGCUGUCCCACCCGGGACACUUCUGGAAGUCUGCAGAGUUGUAGCAGUCGCUCUGAAACAUAAAGCAAUGCAAAACAAAAGCCUGGGUCUGCCUUGCAUGCUCCUGAAUCCUUAACUCUUACAGGAUUGAUCAAAAAGCAUUGCCCUCUGCCUGAAACAGACACUGCUUCCCACUAAUCCACAAGUCUGAUCUUCCAUGUCUAACCGUUGGUUGCGUUUUCCUGUCGGGAAGAGAGGAUCGGUGGACUGAGGUGUGGCGGGGGGGGGGCUCCCACUACCCCCUCCUUUCGCCUAAUAUCUCUUUGCCUUCUUCUUUUUUUUUUUUUAAGUUGUUUUGGGUUUUUGUCCCGUAACGUUGCGCAAGACUUCUGAGGCUUGUGAUUAAAACCGGCGGCUUGUGGUGUCCGUUUGCUGAGACUUGACUGGCCUGGUCUGUGCCUGCUGAUGGCUGAAUCUGUCCUCGGCCUGCUCCCCACCCCCUCUUCUCUGUUGCUGCUGUGAUGUGGUUGUUCUUGCCGGGGGAGGGUGGAGGGGUGGGAUGGGGCCCUGACCACAUGUCUCCUUUGUUUUGUGUUUUUUUUUUUCACUCUCUCUCUCUCUCUCUCUCUGUUUCUCUCUCUUUCUCACACACAUACAACAAACACACCGCUGGACAUAAAAUGAACCCUACUACCAAAAUGGACCACUUCAUUUAUCUAUGUUUUUCCCUGAGGGGUUUGACACACGUUUGACAGUCUGGCUGCUUGAGUGAUGUUCUCAAACCAACUGCCUCUCUAGUCCUUUCCCUCGGUUUUCCCUUUUUUUUUUCCCCUCCAAUGGUUGUGUGAUGGCAUGUGCUGAGAUGUUCGCCAGCCCAUGUCUAGACGCAAUAUGCACUUUGUCAACAGGAGAGAAAUAAUCAUGAACUCUUUUUUUGUUGUUUAGUUUGGGUUUUGAAUAGUCAUAUUUGCAGUGUUUUCUUCUUCAGGAGGGUCUCAGAGACUCAGACAGCGUGAUGAUAUGCUCACUUGUAUGUUGUCUUUUUAUUUUUAUUUGGAGUAUAACCUGUUUGAUUCACUGUUUGUUGGAUGCAUUUGAAAGCAGGGCACUGACAAAGACUUCUGUACACUAGGCUGCGGUUGAAAAAGAAACAGGUGAAAUAUUCCCAUCAUCACUCAAAAUCCACACGGGAAUAGAAUAAUGCUGGCUAUUUAUGAUUAAAGACUUUUUAAUAAUAGUGUCCAUCCAUUGAAGUGUAAAGUGCACUUUAUAAGAAUAUGAGUUCCUUAGAAAGUUCCUUCUUUCAAGAAGCUGAGUGAUUUUCAUUCUCUGCGCAAAAAAAGGAAAAAAAAAAAACAAAAGAUAAAUCAGGAACCUGGCGCAAAAGUGUCCUAUAUCUUCCUAAAACAUUACCUCUUGUGCGCGCUUGUGCAUACUGUUUGUGAUUGCUGGCUUCAGUUGGUGUGCUUGUAUUUAUGUGUUGUGUGUGGGUGCACGUGCGACUGGGUGAGCGUACUGUGUCGGAAUACGUAGGUUCGGUUUUUUCGUGAAAGACUGCAGUAAAUGUUGUGUUUGCAAAUCCAAUGGUAUGUAAUGUACAUACAUUAUUUAAUGUAUAGCAAAUUAACAUGAUUCUUCUAAUAUUUGUAUAAACAUUUUAUAUGUAAACGACAUCACGACAUUUUUGAAUAGGUACUGCUAUGGCUAUUACAGAUGUGUAUAUAUAUUUAUAUUUUUUUCAUGUAUAAAAUACUGUAUAAAAAGCUGUACAAUUUUUAGAAUGGGCCAAUACAUGUUUUUUUAUGUUACUGUAAAAAUUCAUAUUUUUGUAUUGCAUGUGACUACCAUUCUGUACACGCAGUUUCUGUUUUCAUCCAUGGAAGACAAUAAAAUGAGGCUUGUCAUGUAACAGAA